This is a messenger RNA of Branchiostoma belcheri (Belcher's lancelet), 1157 nucleotides long. Its product is annotated as eukaryotic translation elongation factor 1 epsilon-1-like. Gene Ontology annotation, biological process: positive regulation of DNA damage response, signal transduction by p53 class mediator. Gene Ontology annotation, cellular component: aminoacyl-tRNA synthetase multienzyme complex; nucleus; cytoplasm. Bases 43 to 579 code for a protein of 178 amino acids. The record is from RefSeq and is a predicted model, not a curated record. NCBI's taxonomy places the organism in Eukaryota, Metazoa, Chordata, Leptocardii, Amphioxiformes, Branchiostomatidae. The transcript is spliced from 5 exons.
UACCUCCCCUGUAUAUGGCAGUUGGAUUAUUCUAAAUCCAGCAUGGCGGUCGGAGUAGAAGAAGAAGUGAAGUCAUUGGCGAAUUUCCUCGGUUCGCCUGCCUAUAAAGUCACCACACAAGGAGAGAUCAAGGUACCACAACUGCACACCGGUAAUGGCAAAACACUGACAGGACUGGCGACGAUAUCCAAGUUUCUAGCCAGGUCCUCUCCAUCAGGUGGAGCAAAGCUUCUUGGGACAACUCCUGAAGACCAGGCAGAGAUCGCUCAGUGGUUAGAAUACAGAGUUACGAUAGUGGACAGGAGUGUGGAGAAAAAAGAUGCCCAAGCCAUGCUUAAGGAGCUGAACUCUUACCUGUUAGACAAGGUGUAUUUUCUGGGGUUCCACUUCUCUCUAGCUGACCUCAUCAUGUACCAUGGACUGCACCCUGUUAUGUGCCGGCUAAGUUUCUUUGAGAAGCAGCAGUACCAGAAUGUGUCCAGGUGGUUUGACCAGGUGCAACAUUAUCCAGGUGUGCAGCAGCACCUACCUCAACUAGUGUUCCUGAGAAACACUCUCUACACCAGCUCUGAUCACUAAUCAGUCACUGGAAAACUUCACAACCACUGCAGUUGUCUUGCCAGUACACGUGAGCUCUCCCCUUCUCCUCAAGAAAAAAAGUGGAGAGAACCAGGAUCUGAAGAGUCACAAUAGUGGUAUUGUGGACUAAGGCAUUUUAUGUAUCUUUUUAAAUCCAGCUCAAAGAAGGAAAAAUACACUUGAAGGAUGAAUGUAGGAUGAAGGACUCUUUAACAAUACUAGUAUAGGCUACAGGGCAGUGUACUAAUGGGACCUAAUAUUUGAAUGUGAUGUAAACAUGAUAGCUGAUAAUCUGAUUUAAUCCACUGUAAGAAAUUUCAUACAAAAUACUGUCUGGUCUUAGUACAAUACUAUAAAAGGAUUCAAUGGCUUUAAUUAUAAGUUUCUUCCAUCUUAACAUUCCAUGUUGGGAAUGUUUUCUACAUACCAGUAGCAUCAAAGUCACCAAUGCUAAGUAACUGUGUGAUCUGUUGAAGACUUGUACAGUGUACAUGAUUGUAUGUUAGUACAUGUACAUGUAUUACUGCUGUUGAUAAUGUUGCAGGAUAGUUAUCUAAAUUAUCAUUAUGAUCACUGUG